This is a messenger RNA of Herpailurus yagouaroundi (jaguarundi), 7082 nucleotides long. RefSeq names its product cAMP responsive element binding protein 5 (gene CREB5). Bases 3561 to 5081 code for a protein of 506 amino acids. Gene Ontology annotation, molecular function: DNA-binding transcription factor activity. NCBI's taxonomy places the organism in Eukaryota, Metazoa, Chordata, Mammalia, Carnivora, Felidae. The record is from RefSeq and is a predicted model, not a curated record. Gene Ontology annotation, biological process: regulation of DNA-templated transcription. The transcript is spliced from 11 exons.
UACUUUUGUUGCACUUGCCGCGGGAGCCAUCUCGGGAGCGUACUUGGUUUGCAGGGGUUGGUUCUCGGCAGCAGCCGCGAGAUUACUUGGUCCAGUGGGCAGGUCACAGGGCAAGGCGUAGGGAAGAUGCGAUGCAUUUUUUUUUUUUUUUUGGAGGGUGAUCUGUGUUUGUAAACACUUUGGCGGACCAGAGGGAAGUCCGGCCCCAAAUGCUGGUGGACUGUGGAAUUCUGUUGUGUCCCGAGGCCACCCCAGAGACCCCACGCCGUGUCGGUUCUGGAGCGCGUCUCAGUGGCCGCCGCGCCGUGCGACUGGAGGGAUGCUAACGUGAAGCGAGCGCAGUGUCUUCCCCGGCGUGGUGCGUGUGUGGGAACGCGCGUGUGUUUCCCUGACACGGGGAACAGUUAUGAAUCGGGGGUGUGUGUUUGCCUCCAGAGACCUGGCAAGGUGCGGAACCCUCCAGAAGUGCGGUCGAGCGGAGGCAGCGGCGGUGGCAGCGGAGACGGCGAGCCAGGAACCUCCCCCCGCGUCCCCAACUUCCCGGUGAUGCGGCGGAACCCCCGGAGAAAGUUUGCAAACUUCCAGCGGGCGCGGCGAGGACGCCGGGUCACCUAGGGGGCGGGCGGGCGCGCGGGGCGCUCGCUCCCUCCCGGUGCCGAGCCUGCUGCUGCCACCUCUCCCGCAGGGCGGCCCGCCGCAGCUGGUGGGCGCGCGCACCCGGGGAGGGGACGUGGCCCUUGAAGGGCACUUGGCUUUCGCCCCAGGCGCGGAAGGCUCGAGAGUGGCGCGGCUCUGUUCGCUUUCACUCCAGCAGUCGUCUCCUGCCUCCGUCCGGUUCUCGCUGGCAUCAUUACCUCUUCCCCGCCGCUGCCCCAAAUGACAGCUCCGGGUUUUGCCGCGGCAGCGCGGUGGCAGUUCCCAGGACCCGGCGGCGGAGCCUUCCUCUCCUGCAGAUUUCUCCACGCAACCACUUAAACUUUUCAUGAAGUUCUUAGAGGGGGCAAAGAGGCGCGAAGGAACCAAGGACACGUUUUCUCCCGGCAGCUGCAUCCCGCUUCUUCUUUGCCAUAGAAUUACUUCCUGGGGGAGGGAGUAUCCGGUAGAUAAAGCCCCAGACCUUGUCCACCCCCUCCCCAACUUUCCCUGAACGGGUGCCACCCCCCACUUGAUGCUCGUUCAAGGCCAGGAACUGGAGUGGGUUGCUUGUAGGUUGCGUUGUCAGAGUCCUCAGAGUGUGUUCGAUUUUUAUUUUUCCCUCCCUCUCUGACAUGUGUCAAGGAAUAAAGGCUGGAUACAGGUCCAUUACGUCAUUCUGCAGGCCAGUAAGUGUUUGAUUAACAGCUUCAGAUACUCAAGAGUUCGGGGUUUAGAAAUGCUGACAAAGCAACUCUGCUUUUCCAACCACCCCCCCCCAACCUCCCCCAGCAGACUCGUACAGUCGCCCAUUCCCUAGGCAUCUUUAUUGCCCUCUCCUCCGGUACCCCUCCUUCUCUACCCCCUCCCCCGCCCACACCGUUAUCACUCUGGCUCCGCCUCUACCUUCUACUGCUUUCCCCGGGGCGAUCACUGUCCCCAGAGUGCGGUAAGAGCUUCUGGGGUCUGAAGGGAGCACAGUACCUGAUCGCCGCACACGCAAUCUGCCCCUUUCUAUUAUUUAAGGAAGGCACCAGCGAGCCCUCUUCCCCAAGGCGCAACUGCUCUGUCCUGAUAGAAAAGGCAUCUCAAGAAAUGUUUAGAGUCGUUAGGAUAAUACUACGUCCCUGUGGUGACUUAGGAAAACCACACACCCACUGCAAAUAAAGUACUUAAUUUUACGCAGCGCCUUCCUCCAACCGUUUAGCGGAAGAGGGAAGGCCAAGAAGUGAGGGUGCUGACUAAAUCAAAUUUAGCUGAACGAAUCAAGAGUUAAACGUUUCGUUUACAAAGCGAGGGAAUGUGAGUCACUGAACCCGAAGUACCUCACAAUAAAUUGGUGGAUGCUUUUCUUUCUCUUAACCUUAAGUUACUAUAUUUGAAGAGGAAAUCUAAAUACAUAAGUCACCGAAUUGAGUCAGAAUCUUAGUAUCUGGCAGUUGAAGUGAAAACACUGUGUGUGACGCGUUUAAGGGAUAAAAGUAAAAAGAACUGGUGGUGGGGGAGGGUGUGUGUGUGUGUGUGUGUGUGUGUGUGUGUGUGUGUGUGUAAGCAGCAGAAAUCAAAUACAAAGAUCUCCUAACAGAGUUUUGGAUUGAGCGGAGCAGAGGAUCUGGGUGCUCUCUGAUUUGAAGUUGGCGGAAGCUAAAUUGAGGAACAUUUAUAUUCCGAGUAUGUGGGAAUUUCUUGAAGAACACACAUGUUUUAUUAUAAUCAGAUCUACUUUCUUCAGGCAGCCAUGCUGCGGGGAAGGCAGUUGUGAAACUUGUGUCUGGGGUCUAAUUGACAUCCUUCCCCAAGUUUGCGGCCGUAUUUAUUAUUUAUUCACCUCUAGAGAUGCAAUAGUAUAACCCCUGCAGAAUACAUGUGCAUCUAAAAUGUGAAACUUCUUGUUUGUGAUGUAUAGACCUCAAGGAAAAAAUGGCCCGGGUCACCAGCACUGGAGAGUGUGAUUAAUGAUCAGUGAUUUAGUGAUCAGUGAUUAGUGGUUUUAUUCAAACUGUUACCUCUGACCAGAAGCACACAUCAGAGGAUUAACAGGCUCUUUAGAUAAAUGCUCAUUAGUGGAAGGGGAAAAGCAAAGAUAAUAGGCAUGCACCCAGGGACAACUUUCGAAGAAAAUCAUUCCCCGUCUUCAGAAUAAUAAGCUCUAUUAACAGAAAGCCCUUUUAAUUUAAAACUUGCUUUUAUCUUGUAAAUCAAAGUUAGAUGUAAAAGUUUGUAGUGCCAUUAUAACCUAAAUUUUCCCAUAUCCACUCGAUGUGGAUUAUCUCAGUAGCGAUAUUUUUUUUUAUUUAAAUAAACAAUUGGACCUUCAGAGCAGCUGAACCCUGACAAGUUCUUAACUCCCAGGGUUUGAAGGUGUCCGUCCCCCCUUCUAGAAUGGAGAGUGCAACUUGCUAGCUAGAUGGCGCACUGUUAUUUCGUGGUGUGUGCGGUGGAGUGCAGGAGUCGCAAGGAGCAAGUAGCUGCUUGCGAGGGGUUCUUCCACACUUCCAACAAAGUUGAUUCUGUGUAGGCUUGGAGGCUAGACAGUUCUACAAGUUUUUAGUCACCUUUUCCAUGUCAGUCAAAUCGGGGGAGUUCAAGGCUACUGGAAAAAUUAGUCUCAUUACUAAAAGAAACUUAGCGAACGAGGGAGGGAAGGAGGUACCGGAGGCCAGGAGGUACCCCUGGAUUGCAGAAGUGAUUGUAAAAUAGCAGACCUGCUUCUCCUCCUCCUCCUCCUCCUCCUCCUCCUCUUCUUCUUCUUUUUGACUAAGAGCUAGUUUCACAAUCUGUGGUCUGAUAUUCUGAGGCAAACCCUCAAAGCUUUAUUUUCUUCCUAAUCUUGCUGGUGAAAAAGAAGUUACUAGAAAGAAAGGAAGAAAAAAACCUGAUUUGGUGACUGCAGGAAGCAACACGUUGCUGAUUUUAUUCUACAGAUAAUGAUUUAUGAGGAAUCCAAGAUGAAUUUGGAGCAGGAGAGGCCGUUUGUCUGCAGUGCCCCAGGCUGUUCGCAGCGCUUCCCAACAGAGGACCAUCUGAUGAUUCAUAGGCACAAGCAUGAAAUGACUUUGAAGUUUCCCUCAAUAAAAACAGACAGUAUGUUAUCAGAUCAGACUCCGACCCCAACGAGAUUCCUGAAGAACUGUGAGGAGGUGGGGCUCUUCAAUGAGCUGGACUGCUCCCUUGAGCAUGAGUUCAGGAAGGCUCAGGAGGAGGAGAGCAGCAAGCGGAAUAUCUCGAUGCAUAACACAGUUGGUGGGGCCUUGGCGGGGCCCGGAGCUCACCAGCUUGGCAGCACCCGGAUGCCCAACCAUGACACCAGCGUUGUGAUUCAGCAAGCCAUGCCGUCGCCCCAGUCCAGCUCUGUCAUCACACAGGCACCUUCCACCAACCGCCAGAUCGGGCCUGUCCCAGGCUCUCUAUCUUCUCUGCUACAUCUCCACAACAGACAGAGACAGCCCAUGCCAGCCUCCAUGCCUGGGACCCUGCCCAACCCAACAAUGCCGGGAUCUUCUGCCGUCUCCAUGCCAAUGGAGAGACAAAUGUCAGUGAACUCCAACCUCCUGGGAAUGCAAGGUCCAAAUCUCAGCAACCCCUGUGCUUCUCCCCAAGUCCAGCCAAUGCAUUCAGAAGCCAAAAUGAGGUUGAAGGCCGCGUUGACUCACCACCCCGCUGCCAUGUCAAAUGGGAAUAUGAACACCAUGGGACACAUGAUGGAAAUGAUGGGCUCCCGGCAGGACCAGACGCCACACCAUCACAUGCACUCGCACCCACAUCAGCACCAGACGCUGCCAGCCCAUCACCCCUACCCGCACCAGCACCAGCACCCAGCCCACCAUCCUCACCCUCAACCCCAUCACCAGCAGAACCACCCACAUCAUCACUCCCACCUUCACGCACACCCUGCACAUCACCAGACCUCGCCACACCCACCCCUGCACUCCGGCAACCAAGCACAGGUUUCACCAGCGACACAACAGAUGCAGCCGACCCAGACAAUACAGCCGCCCCAGCCCACAGGGGGGCGCCGGCGAAGGGUGGUGGAUGAGGAUCCCGACGAGAGGCGGAGGAAAUUUCUGGAACGGAACCGGGCCGCUGCCACCCGCUGCAGACAGAAGAGGAAGGUCUGGGUGAUGUCACUGGAAAAGAAAGCAGAAGAACUCACCCAGACAAACAUGCAGCUUCAGAAUGAAGUGUCCAUGUUGAAAAAUGAGGUGGCCCAGCUGAAACAGUUGUUGUUAACACAUAAAGACUGUCCAAUAACAGCCAUGCAGAAAGAAUCACAAGGAUAUCUAAGUCCGGAGAGCAGUCCUCCCGCCAGCCCCGUCCCAGCUUGCUCUCAGCACCAGGUCAUCCAACAUAAUACCGUCACCACUUCCUCUGCAGUGAGCGAGGUGGUGGGAAGCUCCACCCUCAGUCAGCUCACCACUCACAGAACAGACCUGAAUCCCAUCCUUUAAAAUCCACCACUGGGUCAGACCUUGCCUCCAAGAAGAGCUGUCGCAUAUCAUGCGUCCUUUCCUUUAAGGGCAUUUUUAGAAUUAACUCAGACCUGGAAGACUCCUCAGCCCUUCAGAGACUGGCUUUCAUUUUUAUAGUUCUUAUGGAAAUGUCGUCUUUUAUACUUAGUCCUCUAAGAAAAAAGGGAGUUAUGCAAUUCAUUACUCUAUCAGCUUGGGAAAUGCUUUGGUGCUUUUCUCCAACUUUCUGGUACCAGUGAACUUGUUUAUAAACUGAACUCCUUCUGUAGAUAGACGUGGUUUCAUUCUUAUCGGUCCAACCCUUUGCCUGAAACAUUGCAUCUUGUUAAACCGCAGCUUUUAGCCAAAAUGAGGCACGCCCACAUGUCACGUAGACGGAUGCAAGGUAACCGGGUGGUGAGUCUGAUGAUGUCGUAACACAUGUUGAGUUUGUGCUGUGAUGUCGCCAGUAUUCCAGAUGAACACAGAGCCUUUUCCAUAUUUGUCUUCCUCUUAUUAUAAAAAAAAAAGGAUGAGAUCCACUGAUGUCCAAAUAAAACCACCAGGCAUCUCCCCACCUCUCCUCCUCCUCUUGGUCCACCUCCUUGAAUUGCCCUCCAAUUUUCUCCACUCUCCCUCUCCUUUUCCACCUUUUCCUGGGCCGCCUGUGUACUCUUCGUUUUUACUUUCUUCUGUUUUAUGUUUCCACCUUUAGCAUUGCAGGUAAAGAAGAAAACAAUGCCUAAAGGGAAAAAAACACACACAAGUAAAUCUAAAAAAAAUACGAAUCUAGCCAUUGCUUCCCUGGCCUGUGACCCACAGCUGGAGUUCAUUCAUCUCUUGCUUUUUAUAAAAUGGUAAGCAAGAGAGGUUUAAUGUGCCUGAUUUAAUGUUUUUAAUAAUCAGAACAAAUAAAAGGUGGCUUAGCCAUAGGUGAAACACUGUUGAAUGCCAGCUGUGGAGACACCAGGGAAGGGAGCCUAUAAGCCUUGAUUGUGAAGGUCCAAAUUGUGAUGUGGGCUGUAACAUCACACCCUCGAAUUACAACCGGCUUUAUAUGGCCUGUCUAUAAGGCUAAAAAUCCAUAGACUAUAUAAUAAUUCAGAAGGGCUCUAUUCACUACACAGAUUACAAUGGUCAAUCAUCAGCUGCUAAUAGACUAAGAUUUAUUAAUUAUUUUUUUCUCUUAAGCCUAUGGAACUGGCUUUGCUAUUCUGGUGGGUGAAAGUACACGCUCUACUGGAGGAACAGAGAGAGAAAGAAAACCUGAUGUUCCCGUAGGGGUGCUUUCAGCUCCCCCCCUCUCCCCCCGCCGCCCCCAGAACAGCCAAAGCCUUUUUUGGCUGCUGCAAGAAUCCCGUGGAUAUGGCUACUCUACUCUUCUGAAUAAUUCUGAUUUAUAUUUUCAACAACUUUCAUCAGCUUGCCCAUUAUAAAAACCAGAUAGUCCCGAACCACGGUUGUGCCUCCUUGAAACAAGCCAUUCUACUGUGCUAAUGUGUGCUAAUAUCACAUCUCACAAGUAACGGGCUAAUGUUUCUCUCUAGCAGUGUAGACAGGUGCUGGUGUUUCAUCUCCAUUUGAAUGCUUGACGUCCUAACAUGAGUGUGUGUGUGUGUGUGUGUGUGUGUGUGUGUGUUCAUGGGAUUUAAAUAAUAGUAUUUUACAAAAGGUGUCGCUUUUAUAAGAGUUCAAAAAAGGGAAAGAUACAUGUGUGGAUGUGGGUGUGUGUAUAUGUGUUUAUCUCUCCCUGUAGCAUAAGAAUCUAUUUUGGAGAAAAAAGAAAAUAUGAGAGUCGUGAAGCAUGAUUUUUAUAACUAGUUUCAGUUUUAUCUAAUAACCUACUUUUUAAAUCAGUAUUUAUCAACCUUUUUUUUUUCAUGUAUGCAGUGCUUUCAAAAGAAAGUUUUGAGUGUCCAGGGAAACUCAUGACUAGAUAUAUGGUCUAAAAAUCAAAACAGAAGCAAAAGCAAAACAAAAAAUAAACACACACACACACAC